Molecule: messenger RNA, 1130 nt
Organism: Schizosaccharomyces cryophilus OY26
Lineage: Eukaryota; Fungi; Ascomycota; Schizosaccharomycetes; Schizosaccharomycetales; Schizosaccharomycetaceae
Exons: 1
Coding region: 115-837 (240 amino acids)
Biological process (GO): mitochondrial respiratory chain complex IV assembly
Cellular component (GO): mitochondrial inner membrane
Source: RefSeq, a predicted model, not a curated record
ACUUGAAACCCUCUGAAAUGAUACAAGUUAUCCUUUCCGACACACUCACUGACUUUUUUUACAAACAUUAGUUAUUAUAGGAAUUGAAAAUAUCCAGUUCAUUUACACUGAAAUAUGAAGCUUGCUACCAAAGAAGAAACGCAAGCUUUUAAUCAAACCAUUUACUCGGCUCUGUUACGAGGCGGAAUCGUUGGUACUGGUCUUGGCAUCCUUGGAUGUAUCGUGGGAGGUAGGUAUUCUCCUGGCUUUCGUCGUCUGUCUUUUCCUCGAAAAUCUUGGCUGGUCAUUGGUAGCGGUUCUGCCGUGAGUGUAAUUUACGCUGAUAAAGCCACUGUGAAGUUUGAGGCUGAACGCUAUGGUAAAUUUGACCAAAUUGAAUAUUCCACAAAGCAUCUCCCUUGGAAAUAUAGGGCGUUGUACUAUUACAACCAACACAAGUGGCCCAUCAUUUUGGGUACAUGGGCAAGCACUCUUGGCUUAAGUAUGUACGCUGCAUCUCGCAAUCGUUACGAUACCCUACCUCAAAAACUUGUACAGGCAAGAAUGUACGCACAGGGUGUUACCGUGCUCGUCCUUUUAGGAAGUGUUUAUCUGACUGCCGUUGCCAAUCGUUUGGAACCUCCAACCCAAGAGAAACUUAUUUCUGACCCUACCAAUCCUACCCAGCUGAUUCCUUUCCAGUCCAAGUCAAAAGAACGUUAUCCUGGUGAAUUUCAAUGGGAAGUUUUAGUUGCCAAAGAAGAAGAGCGUCUUCGUCAAUUGAACCUUCCCCUUCGUGCCGGCCAGUCGUCGCCUCCGCCCAACGCUUCCGAAUCUGCAAAUGUUUCUUCACCGUAAAACAAUAUGCUGUUUCUCGUUCCACUCCCUUUUGAGAUUUUCUUUUUCCGACAGCUCUUAUUUCUGAUGAAUUUAUUUCGUUUCAUCGGAUUGUUUCUCUUUUUACGAUCCCAUUUCACUUAGCUGCCCUCGAUCUCCUUUUCCUAUUUCACCUAUCGUUUAUCCAGUUCUCGUAAGUUUCUAUGGAUUUCUAUGCGCGAGAUUUAUGUUUUGCUUACGAAAAAAUAAUUUAAUAAUUUUUGUUUUUGUUAUUGUCUGUUAAUAAUAAUCAUCAUUUUCGAUUGUUUACCCUU